AUGUGCACGCGGUUGGUUCAUGCGCUUGUUUACUUGUGUAUUAUAGCGAUCUCUGCCAGUUCUUCAGGCUCUAACAACUCACCUGCAAGUGGCAUUCUUAAUACGCUGACCACGAGCUGCAAUGGUGGCUGCAGAAGCAAUGGCGCCUGUGUAAUCGUGGGCCAAUCCGGAUACAAUUUCGUCAACUGCGUAAACGACAUUAACUGCAUCACGUUGUCGUCUGGUCAAUCUGCGCUUUGCCUCAAUGCUUUCAGUUCGAUGAAAACUGAGUGGGUCUUUCAGCCCGGUGAGAGCAAUGACACAGCAGGAGUCGGACCCUUUGAACGUGUUGGAUUGCUGCAGCUCGACGGCAAUGUGACAGAGUUAACAUUCAAGAAGGCAGAAGAAGAACAAAGACCGCUCUUUGGAUCUCUAGAACUCGCUUCUAUGAACAUACAACCAGAUGCUACACUGGAUAAAGUGGCGUUUCAAAAUUUGAGUCUGUCUGGACUAGACGACGUAAUGCCUCUAAACAGGGUUAAACGAAUAUAUUUUAACAACUGCUCACUACGUGCAAUUCCUGCAGUCGCUGUAGCUGGUGAUUCUGUCACGGUCAUUGAUCUAGCUGGCAAUGCCAUCAACACUGUGGACACAAAGUUUCAAAAUCGGAAUUCAACUAAUCUUACUAUGCUUGAUUUAUCCUCCAACGCGCUUACAAACUUUAAUCUUGUCGCGAAUAACUUUCCAGCCCUUACGAGUUUAUAUCUGCACGGUAACUUAUUACAGGCAAUUCCCAAUGUGAUUUUUGGUCUAUCGACACUCCAGGAAUUAACACUAAGUGACAAUCCCAUAAACGCAUCGGGUCUUACAACGCAGCAACUGACAUUUCUAUCAAAUUUGCGCAAUUUCACGAUCGACGGUUUGACCAACACAAGUGAAUGUCCAACAGCUGCAGUGCAACAUGCGUUGAAGACUUUUUUUGUAUUUUGCGUGGGGGUUGCUGAGGCUGUUCCAUUCAACAACAGUAUACUCACCGAACAGCCACUGACAAGUGCGCCUGUGGUGACCGAGAGUAAAGCAUCAUCUUCUUCAUCACACAAUACUUGGAUUAUACUUGGUGCGUGUCUUGGGGCUCUAUUGCUUCUGUUCCUUUUGGGUAUCAUCUGGUGGUGCUAUCGCCGUCGAAGGGAUGAACAGCCGAAGCUUAUGAAUAGUAUGACACCAACGAUUGGUAUUGGAAUGGGCGACUUGUCUGAACAUCCAUACAUGGGACUAGGAGCUCCCUUUUCCAAUGUUUCGAGUCAAACAUCGGCAGACUUCGAGUUGCUUGCCUCUGUGGCAGACGGCUAUAUUGGACUUACUCGACUUUCUUACGACGAUGUAUUUCUCCACAAGAUGCUGCGGGUAAGUAGCCGUAGUGAGUUGUGGCUAGGCGAAUACAAGCAAAGAAGUGUGAUCGUUAAAAAGAUCAAAAGUAACACCGCAUCAAAAGCAUUACUCCGGGCCUUUGUGACUGAAAUUGAGCUGAUGUUUGAGCUCAAACACCCUAAUAUCGCGGUUUUCAGAGGCGCUAUGUGGGAUGCAGAUGGUACAGAGCUCUGCGCAGUGGUUGAGUUUGCCGAAAAUGGUGCUUUGCGAGACUGCACUGUGCAUAAUGAGAUCAAUUUUUCCGUUUCGAAAAAGUACGAUAUUGCCCGGCAGGCCUCAGCAGCAGUGGCGUUCUUGCACAAACAAAAUAUCGUUCAUGGUCGCUUGAGUGCGUUUAAUAUUCUGUUGGACAAGAACUAUUCUGUUAAGUUGAGUCUCUUCAGCAUCUUUCACUAUGUGAAGCUUUCACCUCUAGACAACGAGUGCAGGAUUUUCGUGGCUCCGGAAAUUUUGCGAGGCGAGCAGCCGUCAGAAAGGUCAGAUGUUUAUUCCUUUGGUAUAGCUCUUGUAGAAAUCGACACCGGGGAAACUCCAGUGAUGGACGCUCGAAGGCUGUUGAUGGAUCGAUCGAAUUGCGAUGUCAACGUGUCCUACACAGCAAUGAAGAUAGGGUACCGCUUGAGUAAUCUUUGUUCUGAAGUGAUGAAGAAAGUCAUCAUUGCUUGCCUGGAGAAAGACCCUGUACGACGGCCGUCGAUGGAUGAGGUGGUAUUGACUUUAAAAAAUGCAGCGAUAAAGCUGUAA
Messenger RNA from Plasmopara halstedii, 2151 nucleotides. Its product is annotated as tkl protein kinase. Bases 1 to 2151 code for a protein of 716 amino acids. Gene Ontology annotation, biological process: protein phosphorylation. Lineage: Eukaryota; Oomycota; Peronosporomycetes; Peronosporales; Peronosporaceae. The transcript has 5 exons. Gene Ontology annotation, molecular function: ATP binding; protein binding; protein kinase activity. The record is from RefSeq and is a predicted model, not a curated record.